UCGCUCAGUUCCGCGACUAUCACGCAGAGAAGUUCUCAGGACAGGGAGACCCCCGGAUCGUUGAUGAAUGGAUUCAGGGGUUAGAGUUCAUCUUUGAGGUUAUGGAAUGUCCCGAUAGAUACCGCGUAGUUUGCGCUCAGCUUCAGUUCACUGGUGAUGCGAGGCUCUGGUGGAUCGCCUACUGGAGCAUGCGUCCCGGUGAAAAAGCGGGUUGUACGUGGGACAUGUUUAAGAAUCUAGUCCGCGACAAGUACUACCCUUCUUACUAUCGGGCAGAGAUGGAGCGCCAGUUCUUAGCGCUUCAGCAGGGCACUCGUACUGUCGAUGAGUACGAGCGUGAGUUCACCAGACUUGCAGGUUUCGCACCGGAUCUUGUUCGCACGGAGGCCCAGAGAGCUCAGCGGUUCAUUGACGGACUUUACCCAGCAGUCCGUCAUAACAUCGUGGGACACGGGACACAGACGUAUGCACGAGCAGUCUCUAUUGCCCAGGAGGUAGAUGCUAGUAUCAGGAGGGAGGCCGUUCGUGAUCGUGCUCAGCCAUCCGCCCCAGCUCAGCCAUUUGCAGUUCCACCAGCUCUACCAGCCCCUCAGCCAGCAAAGGAGAAGAAGAGGAAGGGUAAGGGUGCACCGACUGAUCGGAGGACUCGACAGAGACA
Striga hermonthica is the source of this 658-nucleotide messenger RNA. The record is from the annotation of a GenBank genome assembly. NCBI's taxonomy places the organism in Eukaryota, Viridiplantae, Streptophyta, Magnoliopsida, Lamiales, Orobanchaceae.